Molecule: messenger RNA, 2927 nt
Organism: Branchiostoma floridae (Florida lancelet)
Lineage: Eukaryota; Metazoa; Chordata; Leptocardii; Amphioxiformes; Branchiostomatidae
Product: beta,beta-carotene 15,15'-dioxygenase-like
Exons: 12
Coding region: 173-1741 (522 amino acids)
Biological process (GO): retinal metabolic process; carotene catabolic process
Molecular function (GO): carotenoid dioxygenase activity; beta-carotene 15,15'-dioxygenase activity
Source: RefSeq, a predicted model, not a curated record
ACUAGCUGUUGUGUUGGGACGUUCUCAUAGGGCUCAGAGACUUGAACAGGACUGCUAUAAUUGAAUGUGCAACUGAACUAUUCAACUAACGUUAACGUUAUAGUUCCAGCCAGCGAGUUCGCAAUUUUGGGUAUUAUUUCUGCAGCUGUAUUUGAGCCCCUAGUCUGUAGACAUGGCCAUGAAAGAGAUCUUUAAAACCUGUGAGGAGACUCCAGACCCAAUACCUACAAAAGUAACAGGCCAGAUUCCCAAGUGGCUGUCUGGGUCUCUGCUUAGGAACAGUCCUGGCAAGUUUGAACAGGGGGAUGAGAAGUACAGACACUGGUUCGAUGGCAUGGCUCUCAUCCACAAGUUCCACAUUCAGAAUGGAGAUGUGAGUUACCAGAGUAAGUUCCUGCGCAGUGAUGCAUACGUACAGGGACUGGAGCAGAAGAGGAUCGUCAUGUCAGAGUUCGGCACCACCGCCUACCCUGAUCCUUGCAAGAGCAUCUUCUCCAGGAUGUUCUCCUAUUUCACCCCUAUGUCCCGACCAAGGACUGACAACGGGAACGUUCAUUUGAUGCAGGUUGGGGAGGAGUACUACGCACACACUGAACUCCCCUACAUCCGCAAGGUGGACCCCAGAACCCUGGACUCUGGCAAAUUGAAGGUAGACUACCAGAAGUAUGUGGCAGUGAACGGGGCCACCGCACAUGCUCAAAUUGACGUGGAUGGAACUGUGUACAACAUGGGAACGACCUACGGCAAGGACGGGGGGUACAGCCUCAUCAAGAUCCCUCUUCCUGAUAAGGGUGAAGUGGAGAACCCCCUCCAGAAAGCCUCCAUCAUUGCCAAGAUCCCCCAGAAGUAUGGCGCCUUCCCAAACUACUUCCACAGUUUCGCCAUGACGGAGAACUACUUUGUCUUCGUGGAGCAGCCCUUUUUCCUGAACGUGUUGAAGAUCAUGGCGGGUCCCCUGUUUGGCAAAGGAGUGGACUGGGCCUUCCAGUUUCACAAGGAGAUCCCGACCCAGUUCCAUGUUAUAGAGAAGGCCACAGGGAAGGUCUGGACCACAAAGUACACAGCAGACGCCAUGAUGACAUUCCACCACAUCAACGCCUACGAAGACGACGGACACCUGGUCAUGGACCUGUGUGCCUUUGCCAAGAUGGACGCUGUCUUCCAGUUUUACCUGCACAACCUCCACACCUGGUCCAAAGAGGAGGCUGAUAAGAAACUUGGGGACACCGAUAACUACAUCGCUAGAUUUGUCCUCCCUCUGGAUGUUUCUCAGGACGGUCCUGAUGAUGAGAACCUAGUGAAACUGUCGGACACCCUGGCCUCGGCCAUCAGGAAGCAGGACUCCAUCUACUGUGUGCCAGAGAUCCUCACUGACGCCAACUUUGAUCUUCCCAGGGUUAACGAGAAAUACAAUGGGAGAAAGUACCGUUACAUCUACGCGGUAGACGUUUACCGUACGCCAUUCAGACUGGUGAAGGUGGAUGCCGAGACCAAAGAGAAUAAGUACUGGACUGAGGAGAACUGUUAUGCUGCAGAGCCUGUCUUUGUGGAGGCACCCAACCCAACCUCGGAGGAUGAUGGUGUGGUCCUGUCUGCUGUGGUGAGGGUGGGGAAGGGGAAGUCCACCUGUUUUCUGCUGGUCCUGGAUGGGAAGACCUUCACCGAGCUGGGGCGGGCAGAGCUGUCCCAACCCAACAAAGUCCCCAUGCAGACCCACGGCAUCUAUGUGGCCAACAUGUAGGCCGGUAGCAGUCAACUCCAGUCUGUGCUACACAAACUCCAGCAGUUUAGAGCCAUAAAAUCAACCCUUGCCUGCAUGAAAUUGUGUUGCUAAUGAUGCAAAACUUUGGGGAACCAUGAGGAGAAAUGAGAACCAAGCCUAGGAAUCUCUAUUGUUGACACUCUCCGUGUUGCCUAACAUCAUAGCCAAUAUAAAUAUGGUGACAAAAAAAAUACUUCAGUAGAGGGUAGGUUAAGAAACGAAAUUAAAUGAGCCAGAGUUGAUGGUUUCCAUAGUCUAUGGAUACUGUGAACGUUAAGGUAUCAGCCUGUUUGUUUGAAGGGCAGUGGUAAAUUGUAGGGACAGUGAUUUGUUGCAACAGAUGAUGUUAAAAAAGAAGUAUAUGAAAACCUUGAUAAGGAAAUAACCUUAUAGAGUAACUUUUAAUACUUAUAACUGUUAACGCUAGUUCACCUUUAUCCGUAGGUAUCCUAUAUCCGUUCUUUUUAAGAACAAUGUAUUUAGGUAUAUCAAGUCAACAGAUGAUGGUUUCAAACAGCAAUAUUUUGAAAAUAUUACAAUUUGAAACCUACUGUCCAUCAACUUUGAUAUCCCUGGAUACCCUGUUUAGCAACACAACGGAUAUAGGUUACCCCGCGGAUAAAGGUGAACUAACGUUACAAGUGAUGAAACAGAAUUAUGAUAAGAUGUAUGGUAUCUUAAGAUUAUUGUCUUCCAUCCUUUAUUAUUAUUUCUAAGUCUCUUUUCUUAAUUUAAAAAAUAGUCUUAUUGAAUACCAUUUGAACAUUUUUAAUGCAAAGUAAUAAGUUAUCAAGGCAAGAUAACACAUAAUAGACAAUUUUGCUUCUAUUGUAAAUUGCACUUUUAAAGAUAAAUUAUCUUUUAUAAUUCUACUUUAUCAUACACUGUUGCAGUGUUUUUCAGAGGAAAUUAGACUUUUGAACAGUUGAAGAAUUUUUGGAUAUUUCUGCCAUGACUGCCUAACUUUUGCCUAGAAAAAAUGCUCUGUUUCAGUACCUGACUGACCCUAGCUUUGGGGGGGGGGACUACUGACAAGGCUUUUGAAUUUUUUUAUACGAGUAAUGAAAAUGUUGUAAUAUCGUUUUCCAACAUAAUAUCCUCCUUUCUGUAGCAGUAGAAAAUAUCAUAUGCAGACCAAUAAAUAAAUAAAUAAAGACCCUACAAA